GCACGCUGGACUCCGGCAGGCUCGGCUCAAGAGACUCCUUCCUUCCCACGCGGUUGCUGAGGACUUGGCGGUGCUAGGAGUUUUAACUGAUCUAGCCAGCUGGCAACCAUGAGUGAAUGGAUGAAGAAAGGCCCCUUAGAAUGGCAAGAUUACACUUACAAAGAAGUCAGAGUGGCAGCCAGUGAGAAGGAGUAUAAAGGAUGGGUUUUAACCAUAGACCCAGUCUCUGCCAAUAUUGUCCUUGUGAACUUCCUUGAAGAUGGCAGCAUGUCUGUGACCGGAAUUAUGGGACAUGCUGUGCAGACUGUUGAAAUUGUGAAUGAAGGGGACCAUAGCGUGAGAGAGAAGCUGAUGCAUUUGUUCAUGUCUGGAGACUGUAAGGCGUACAGCCCUGAGGAUCUGGAAAAGAGAAAGAACAGCCUGAAGAAAUGGCUGGAGAAGAACCACAUCCCCAUCACUGAAGAGGGAGAUUCACGAAGGACUCUGUGUGUGGCUGGGGUCUUGACUAUAGAUCCACCAUAUGGUCCAGAAAAUUGCAACAGUUCUAAUGAAAUUAUUUUGUCCCGUGUUCAGGAUCUUAUUCAAGGACACCUUGCAGCUUCCCAGUGAGAGGCCAAGAGCUAUGGAUGCACUGAUUGAAAUAAGACUUCAUUUUGUGAAAAUUCUUUGUUGUUUUUGGUAAAAUCAAAAGAUGGGGACUAUCAGUGCUAAUAAGUGAACUGGGCAAGGAUGACAUCACAAACAAAUAAAAUUAACAUAGGGACAUCAGAAUUAUAAGAGCUUUUUUUUUUUUUUUUUAGAGCCUUUCCUUUUGAUGGGGAUACACCUCCAUUUCUGUUAGGCAAGAAAUGUAUGUGAAAAAGAUGCAACAUGUUAGAUUCAAUAUAAAAUGCUAAGGUAAAAUCACAGUCUUGUUACAUCCCUUGCACUAACUAGAUGUGUCUGUUUUAAAACGUUUAAAAAUUUUUUUGGUGUAAUGAUAUAAUAGCUUUUGAAUCAGAA
Messenger RNA from Mesoplodon densirostris (Blainville's beaked whale), 1002 nucleotides. RefSeq names its product gem nuclear organelle associated protein 6 (gene GEMIN6). Gene Ontology annotation, biological process: spliceosomal snRNP assembly; spliceosomal complex assembly. The transcript has 3 exons. The record is from RefSeq and is a predicted model, not a curated record. Bases 109 to 609 code for a protein of 166 amino acids. Gene Ontology annotation, cellular component: SMN complex; nucleus. Gene Ontology annotation, molecular function: RNA binding. Lineage: Eukaryota; Metazoa; Chordata; Mammalia; Artiodactyla; Ziphiidae.